Diaporthe batatas is the source of this 2544-nucleotide messenger RNA. RefSeq lists its product as uncharacterized. Gene Ontology annotation, molecular function: heme binding; monooxygenase activity; oxidoreductase activity, acting on paired donors, with incorporation or reduction of molecular oxygen. Bases 325 to 2058 code for a protein of 577 amino acids. The transcript is spliced from 2 exons. The record is from RefSeq and is a predicted model, not a curated record. Lineage: Eukaryota; Fungi; Ascomycota; Sordariomycetes; Diaporthales; Diaporthaceae.
GCAAUUUACGGUAGAUGAGCAGAAAUGGCAGCCUGCCGACGAGCCAGAUCGUUGAUCCCAUCAUUGGUCGAAUCGUGAUCCUUCGGAGCGUUGGUGCACGGUCCGUCAAUGAUCCGCUGGUCCCGGUACUUUUGGCCAACGCCAGCUCACUCAAUCGUAAGCUCUCAGGGGGAGGCUCCCUCAGCUGCGCGAGGCGCGUUGGCCAAAGUUUAUCAAUUGAUAGUUAAGCCCAACGGCACCAACUCUUCCUCAACAGACGAUGCAGUGAGGUGACACGACAUCAACAGGUACUCGAGUCAUUGCUGAUACUAGUAGCCGCCCAAGAUGGCUGGCGUCUCGGCCCUCGUCCAGGGCUUGUUGUCGCGCAUCAAGCAGGAGCACUUGCUUGUCCUCGCCGUCACUUUUGCUGUUGUCUGCGUCUCCACCCGGAUCAUCAGUGGCAACAAUGCCCGCCCCGGCGUCGACCCUCGGGGGCCUCACAAAGGGGGCGCCAAGAUAGCACCCGCAGUCCCCUACUGGGUCCCGUAUCUGGGGCACAUACCUCAGAUGGUCUUUGGCGCCGAGAGCUUCCUCGCCGGCCUCCGUAGCCUCCACCCUGGCGGCGCCUUCUCGCUCAACUUUCUCGGCGGCGUGCACACCGUCGUGUUCAAGCCCGGCCUGACGGCGUCCCUGAUCAACCAGCCGGUGCAUAUUGCCGACGGCCAUGCAUCGUCAAAACACCUCAUGAAGAGCAACUUCGGCUGGCCGAGAAGCAAGGCUAGUCUUGAGACAUACGACAAGGUCAUCGAUGAACUACUCGCCCUCUACAGGUUCCUGAGCUCCGACAAGGCGCUCAAUCAGAUGGUGGACAGGACUGUGCAGCGCCUACGACACAACAUUGCCGACCUGGUCACAUUCAACGAGAGCGAGGUCGACCAGGUCGAGUGGGAGAAGUACGCGGGCGCCGAGACGGUCCGGGACAACAAGGGCGAGCAGGUCGUCGAAGCCGACCUGUACGAUCUCGUGCGCAACUUCAUCGCCAUGACUGCCAACGUCUCGCUGUUCGGCACCGACUUUGUCGAGAACUACCCCCGCUUCUGGCAGCACCUCUGGAGAUUCGACGAUGGGUUCAUGGCCCUCGCCGCCGACCUCCCUGCCUGGCUGCCCAUCCAAAAAGCUAUCGCUGCCCGCCGCGCGCGGUCCGAAGCCAUGGCGUGCCUCCGGGAGUUCCACGCCGCGCUCGAGGCGGAUCGCGAGGGACAGAAGCCCAAGCCCGAGUGGGCCGACAUCGACAACGUCAGCCCGCUGAUCCAGGGCCGUGUGGACCAAGUCUACCGCAAGUACAGCCUGACACUCGAGCAGCGAGCUUCAAGCGACUUCGGUUUGGCUUGGGCCAUGAACGCGAACGCCAACCCGCUCGUGUUCUGGAUGCUUUGGCGCAUCAACUCCGACGCGGUCCUACUUGCCCGUAUCAGGGAUGAGGUCGCCCCUUACAUCGUCAUUGAGAAGCCAGCGCAUGGGUUCGGCUCUGCCUUCAAACAGGCCAUGAGGAUCGAGAGUAUUGAUGUAGAUGGGUUGGUCAACAAGUGCCCUCUUCUCAAGGCAGCAUACAUCGAAACCCUCAGGGUCGACGUCAGCGCAUGGAGCUUCAAGGUGAUCCGGGAGGAUGUCAUAGUUAGCGACAAGGACGCGUCUUCGGACAAGUUCUUGCUACCAAAGGGGACUUAUGCGCACGGAGCCCACGAGCUGAACCACAUGAACCCCGAUGUCUUUGAAGACCCCAAGGAGUGGUCUAUUGACAGACAUAUCAAGUGGGAUACACCGAACGAGAAGGGGGAGAAGCAGCCAGUGGGCGCGGAUAUGGGGGUUGUGAGGCCAUAUGGCGGGGGAGUAAGCAUGUGCAAAGGUCGUCAGUUCGCCUUCAAGGAGAUUCUGAUUUUCACUGCCGCUAUCCUCACGACAUACGACAUAGAACCGGUUGGUGGCGGGCCUUGGAAGCUGCCCAAGCAAAGCAAUGGUGCCGGUACAAAGCAUCCGGCGUCAUCGACUCGGGUCUGGAUCAAGGCCCGAGCGACGUAACAGCACUUUGGUGCCUAGGCAUCCACUCAGCUUGGGAUAGACGCAUCAAAUAAAUAUCAAUGGCUCGACUUCUUGGAGAUCGCCAAUCUCCCAGUCCGGGCAAAAUUGACCAAAUGUGAGUGGGGCGGUGGUGGUGAUGCAUGUCCAUUGGCAUCCGGUCCAAUCGCAUCGCCAGAGGCAAACUGCUCUCGUUGCUACUAUCUCUGAGGAUAUCCUCCUGUCGUAUUCUUUACUGGAUUGAGAUCAUACAGCGACCAUCUUGAGAGACUUACUCUCGCCGUAUAACUCCAUCGCGGCGUUCUAGUCAACGCCGUCGUCAAGACGGUGCCCCUUAGCCUUGUCUGUAAGGCUGAGGCCACAAGCACCUAUCGUAUUAUAACUAUUGUUAUCGACAUCGUAUUCUUUCCAAGCGCUGGGUCUUGAGUGCUUACCACCGUAUGAAGGCGCCAUGUAUGUCCUCGGACGUAUACGGAAUAGAAGCGAAAC